GCAGCCUGUACAAGCAAGAACAUUAAAACGCAUCUAAACCACAUCAUCAUCAUAAUCGGAUCUGAUAUUAAAGCUGAAGAUGCUUCAGUCCCUCACCGGUAAUUCGUGCGUGCGCUUGAUACAGAGCAACAAAUCGGCAUGGUAUUUUCUGUUUCUCGUGCUCGGCUAUAUUCUGUAUCUCAUAUUCGGAGCGGUGGUUUUCUCUUCGGUGGAGCUGCCGUAUGAAGACCUCCUGCGCCAGCAGCUCAGAGGAAUCAAACGGCAGUUCCUUCAGGAACACGAAUGUCUGUCCGAGGAAAGGCUGGAGCGCUUUCUAUCCAAAGCGCUGGAGGCCAGCAACUAUGGGGUGUCUAUUCUCAACAACGCGUCGGCAAGCUGGAACUGGGACUUCACUUCGUCUUUGUUUUUUGCAAGCACUGUUUUAUCAACCACAGGAUAUGGUCACACCGCCCCUCUGUCUGAUGGUGGAAAGGCUUUCUGUAUCAUUUACUCUGUGAUUGGCAUCCCCUUCACCCUCCUAUUCCUCACGGCUGUGGUGCAAAGGAUCAUGGUCUAUAGCACAUGGCGGCCCAUUAUGUACAUUCAUACACAUUGGGGUCUAUCUAAACCCCUGGUGGCCGUCGUUCACGCAACCCUGCUGGCCUUCGUGGCUGUGUCCUGUUUCUUCCUCAUCCCUGCUGCCAUCUUCUCUGCCCUAGAAAAGAACUGGAACUUUCUGGAGUCCUUCUACUUCUGCUUUAUCUCACUCUCCACUAUCGGUCUUGGUGACUAUGUGCCCGGAGAGGCCUUUAACCAGAGGUUUCGUGAGCUUUACAAACUGGGCAUCACUGUGUAUCUCCUCCUUGGCCUGAUUGCCAUGCUGGUGGUGUUGGAGACCUUCUGUGAGCUGCAGCAGUUGAAGCAGCUGAGGAAGAUGUUUUAUCUGAAGAAGGAGAAGCCCCAGGACCGUCUGACCAUCAUGGAACAUGACCAUCUGGCCUUUAGCUCCAUGCCAGACGGUACCGUCAACUUGCCCCAAGAGGACAAAACCGAACCCUUUGUGGACUUCCCUGUCCUAACCUCUCCAGGAGGUGAUGACCCCAUGAUCAAGUAGAUGUUUUAGCCUCCAUCAACAUAACUCUCAUUCGAGGGAGACAUCUUUAGCCAAGGGGUCUUGCAAGUGACUGGUAGGAUACAGAGUUGUGAAAAAUCACUUGAAUAUGUCAGAUUUAACAGCCCUCUACAAAACCGUGCCAGUCUGGCUUCCUGUUCCUUGACGUGAUAAAAUCAUUCACUGGCUGAAUAUCUGUAAAUGAUUAUUAGCACACUUAGGCUGCCCCAUUAAAUCAGCAAACUACAUUAAAAAGCAUACAUAAUUACACUAAACUCUAGUAUGUACUUGCCAAUUGAGAUUGCGGAAAUGGUAGAAGUAAUGCUGACAGCAUUUGUGGCAUAAUGUUGAUUACCACAAAAAUGUGUCUCCCUCCCUUUCUUUAAAAAAAUACUGGGUUUCAGUGAGGCACUUACAGUGGACAUGAAUGCAGCCAACUCUAAAACACUAGUACUAAUAGGGUAGACGCAUUACCUAAAUGGUAUGUGUGUGUUAAAAUGAUUUAAAUGAAAACAAUAUAUAUUUACUCACCCUCAAUCUGUAUUCCAUCUGUGGAACACAAAAGAAGAUAUUUUGAAGAAUGUUGGUAAUUUCAGUUCCCACUGACUUCCAUUUUAUGGACAAAAAUACAAUGGAAGUCAAUAGGAACAGAGACUAUAUUGUUAUGUGACAGAAAAUAAAUGAAUGAUGACAGAUUUUUCAUUUUUGAGUGGAACUUUUAAAUCCUUAGAAAAUGUAUAAAAUUAAAAACUAAAAUAAAAAAGAUAUUAAAAUAUUAAUUUAAAAAACUUUUGCCACAAUUGCUGCCAGUUGAGCUUUACUUUUUAGGUAUGGGACAUGGAAUAUUCUUUAAUAGUCCAAAUUUUCAAAAAAAAAUAAAAAAAACGAGAUCUGAUCUAAUCUUUGAAUAAAGACCAGCAUAUUCUCAGAUCUUCAUAAACAUUGUGAGAGCUCACUUACAUAUAGUGGAGAACUGUCAUCAAACAUAGUAGUUGCACAUCAUGUGUUAAGUUUUAUUUCUGGUGUGAUCUACUUUGUGAGCUUACAAACAGCUUAACUAGAGUAAGACUUAACGGAUAUCUGCCACUAGUGGUGAAAGAAACUAUCUCUCAUGAAGCUGUAUUGCUCUAAUAAGACUAUAAUGUAGCAUAAUCAGUGUAGAAACAAAAAAACAAACAAAAAAAUUGCCUGCUCGAAGGGGAGUCAUUACACCUUCUAGAUGAUAUUUGUAGUUAAAAUAAUCUAACAUUUAUCUGAAGGGAUAUUUUAAAUGUUUUAAAGGAAAAACAUGUUAUACUAUAUCAUUUUCUUACUUUAGAAAGUGAUAUUUUACCUUGAUCUAAAUAUUAAAACGCGUGGCUCGACAGAGUAGGUGGAACUCAGAUUACAUGGAUUUUUGAAUUAAUUUCGAAUAAUGGCUGGCUUCAUGUGUCCUUCUUCUAAGCCACUGAGAUCCAGCGCAGUGCCGUUACAUACCAAAAAAGGUCCAGUAUUAUCGACUAAUUGACUGUAUAAAACUUAGAUCAACCAGAUCUUUAACUUGUUUGCAUUCAGAACAUUUCUCUGGCUAUUUAAUAAACAUAAAAGAAUAAACUAUAUUUUUGAAACAUGCUUGAAGUGUUGUUUACAAUAGAAUGCUUGUGUUUGUUUUAUGAGAAUGACUGUUGUAGGCACAGACGGAUGACUACUGUUUAAGGUCCUGUUGGAAGAUCACACUUUACUGCAGAUUGUGUUGUAUCACUGUCACCGCAGUAGAAUGUCAUGACGUUUAUCAAAAUAGAAUCAAAGCUGAAUGUUUUAAGGCCUCAUUUUAACAGUUGUUAUGUCUGACUGUAGAGAUUAUUUACAGAGUGUCGUUUUUACAUGAAUAAACAUACUGAAUAUGCUCAGGCCAUGGGAAUUCGAAUGUGCUGAUGUGACUUUUUUGUGUGUGAAUAAUGAAAUGCUCUGUGACAUCACUGCUGGAUUCUUUGUGCUGAUUUGCUCUUGGUGUUUUGCUGCAUGUGUCUCUGAUCAGCUACUGUGUCUUGACAUUGUAUCAGUGCAGCACAGAAUCAUGUAUGCAUUUGUUAUUGAAUAUUUCAUUUUUUUGUCUAUCAGUAAAAAGGCAUAAUGUCA
Molecule: messenger RNA, 3208 nt
Organism: Cyprinus carpio (common carp)
Lineage: Eukaryota; Metazoa; Chordata; Actinopteri; Cypriniformes; Cyprinidae
Product: potassium channel subfamily K member 1-like
Biological process (GO): stabilization of membrane potential; potassium ion transmembrane transport
Cellular component (GO): membrane
Molecular function (GO): potassium ion leak channel activity
Source: RefSeq, a predicted model, not a curated record